Messenger RNA from Cottoperca gobio, 1247 nucleotides. RefSeq names its product dynein 2 intermediate chain 2 (gene dync2i2). Gene Ontology annotation, molecular function: dynein light chain binding; dynein heavy chain binding; calcium ion binding. The transcript is spliced from 4 exons. The record is from RefSeq and is a predicted model, not a curated record. Gene Ontology annotation, biological process: intraciliary transport. Gene Ontology annotation, cellular component: ciliary plasm; cytoplasmic dynein complex. NCBI's taxonomy places the organism in Eukaryota, Metazoa, Chordata, Actinopteri, Perciformes, Bovichtidae. The coding region runs from base 1 to 861 and encodes 286 amino acids.
AUGCACCAGCAGGGUUCGUUGAUGCCUUCCUUGCUCAGCGAUGUAUACUGCCAGUGUCGGUCGGGCGAGACCCACCGAGGGGUCGACCCGGGCGGCAGACACGCUGAAGACCCCUUCUCAGAUCCCCCAUCUAAACCAGCCCCGCGACAGCUUGGUGACUCGGAUCCCGGUCAGCCAGCGCAUCAAUGUGACAUAUGUGGAGGGCCCGAGCAGGAGCAUAGACUGAAAGUUUUGUUCCAAGUCCUGGAUGUGAACGGUGAUGGAGGCAUUUGUGUCAACGACCUGACAAUUGGGCUGAAGAAAUUAGCCCCUUUUUACCUGUUGCUCAGAUGCUCCUUCUCAUCCCAGACACCGGCUGCUGUGCCCUCCGAAGGACAGAGUGUGACCCUGAGAGCCCCAGCCGUCUUCCCGUUUAAGCCCCGCAGCGGCCCUGUUCACUCCAUACACUGCUCCCCUUUCCACAGGAACCUGUUUGUGAGUGCAGGGACUGAUGGUCUGGCCCACCUCCACUCUCUGCUGCAGGCCAAUCCACUGCUCUCUCUCAGGGUUUCAGACUCCUACGUGUUUCAGGUGCAGUGGUCUCCAACCAGACCACUGGUUUUUGCAGCAGCCACCGGACAAGGUGAGGUGCAGAUAUUCGACCUGGGCCGCCGGUCCCUGAAGCCUGCAGCCACCAUCGAGCAGGGAGGUGCGGACCACGCUGCAACUUGUUUGGCCUUCAACUGUCAGAACCCUCACCUCUUGGCUGUGGGGAAAACUGAUGGGACCGUCGGCGUUUGGCAGCUGAGCCACGAUUUGACAGAGCAGAGUCCGAGAGAGAGCAGCCAGCUGGAGCAGAUAGCCAAUCAGGUGGCAGGAUGAGACUCAUUAACCUGGGACAGUUGAAGACUGCUGCAUAGGACUGAUGUGUGUGUGUGUGUGAAAAAAAAUAAUCUCAAAGACGAGAAUGAAAUUGUGGAAGUGAAAUAAAACAGGAGUAGAGGUUUCCAGUUCUAACCAGUAGCGUUUAUUAAAGCACACUGCAGUUGUUAAGGUGUCGUUAACAACAUUGUUACUAUUAGGUUCUUAAAUUCAUCAAAAGCACAAGCUAAAACAAUCACAUUCAAAUGUAGACAGAUCCACUAUGCUAUCAUGAGAAGCACAAAGAGUUAAGGGUAGAGCGAGAUAAAUAGAUAGUACAGACGUUAUUAGUGAGUAUUCCUAGUGCCACAAUCAUGCAGUUUCAGCCGUGUGUUUGUGUUGAAGUG